Molecule: messenger RNA, 2475 nt
Organism: Calliphora vicina (urban bluebottle blowfly)
Lineage: Eukaryota; Metazoa; Arthropoda; Insecta; Diptera; Calliphoridae
Gene: loaf
Product: lost and found
Exons: 7
Coding region: 212-1942 (576 amino acids)
Biological process (GO): transcription initiation at RNA polymerase II promoter; positive regulation of transcription elongation by RNA polymerase II
Cellular component (GO): nucleus
Molecular function (GO): DNA binding; protein binding
Source: RefSeq, a predicted model, not a curated record
AUAAAAUAAAAACAUGCUUAAUUGCUAAACAAUGAAUAGAAACCUACAAAAAAGGAGAAGAAGCGAUAAUAAAAAAAAGACAACAACCAGCUAUCAAAGCAUAAAAAUUAAGUAAAAACAGAAAACUACAAUUGCAGCAGCCGCCGCCGUCGUAAAGAAACAAGGACAAGGCAGAGCAACAAUAACAAGAUAGAGAAGAAAAACUUAAAACAUGUUACAACCAACAUCAUGUGGCCCAGGGCCACCGGAUAAAACAUUUGAAUUUAAUAAUAAUAAUAAAAACGAAAUGAAGCAAAAACGUAAAAACGAACAGCUAAAACAAGAGCAAGAAACGGUGGUAGUAAAAUUAGAAAAACGAAAUAAUAAUAUAAAUGAAAACUAUCAAAGUAUAGAGAAACGAAUGGUAGUCGACAAUGACGAUGAAGAUGAUUAUGAUAAUGAUAAUGAUUAUGUUUAUGCUGGCAGCAUCGUUAAUGAUGACGAUUAUGAAAAGCGAAUGAAAAGCAAUGAGCGACAACAAAAACCAACUAUAAAAUUCAACACAAACAACAGCAACAACAAUAAUAACUGCCAUUUAAAAAACAUCAAAUUAUAUUUAAACAAAACUACAGCAAUAACAAAAACUCCAACAACUAUUGCUAUACAAAACAAAAACUCUGUUUUUAGCAGAGCAUCAUCAGACUCAAACAACCAAGCUCACCCCUCGAUUUUAGCGGCAACAGCCAGAAAACCAACAAAAUUUGUUACUCCUACUAGCAACAACACCAAUAGCAACACCACCACUGCAACUUCUACAACUUGUUCCAGUACUCGUUAUACUCGUACGGAUGCUGCUGCUGCUACAGCAACAUCGCAACAACCCAUAACUGUAGCAACAGUAGCCGUAGCAAAUGUUGCCAACAACUUGAAUAAGUUUUAUUGUAACUUUACAACAUCCACUACCACUUCUACUAGUGCAACUGCUACAACUACGACAACUACAACUUCUAUAAAAUGGAUUUUAAUGUUUCUAAUGCUUUUUAACAUUUUGGCACAAACACCGCAUCAAGUGGCAGCUGAAAAGAGCAAACACUAUUACAUGCAAUCAUUAUGUAAAAAUCAUUUUCUCCAACAACUGUAUCGUAAAAUUGAUGGUGCCGUACUGUGGUCACAGAACGAACGUAAUCUGGACUGUAUCAUCACCUUUCAAACGCAUUCAAUAUUACAAAGAUUCAUGUUACGCUUCGAUAUGUUGCAAUUGGAUUGUAAUGAUCAUUUGUAUGUGUACGAUGGUGCACAUGCUGUGGCAACACCCAAGAUUGAUAUAUCAUGUCGUCAGACAAAACAAACAGUGAGUUCAAUAUUGACACGUACCAAUUUUGUUACACUUAAAUAUGUAACAGACAAUUGGGGUACAGAUGCGAAUGGUUUCAAAUUGGUUAUAACAUCCGUUAAAGAUCCAAAACAUACAUGUAAGGAUUUCACCUGUGGCUCAAAUGGUUUUUGUAUACAUCCCGAUUUGCUGUGUGAUGGUAUUAAUCAUUGUAGCGAUAAUUCCGAUGAAUCGGUGCAUAAUUUAUGCCAAAGUGAGACCUCCAGUACAGUGUUUGGCAUGGAUAUGACAUGGUUCGUCAUGAUUGUGGUUAGUAUCCUGCUGAUAUUAAGUGCGGCCAUCGUGGGCAUAACAAUAUGCGUGUGUCGGCGACAAGAAGAAACCAAUAACCAACAAAAUACGGCCAUACAAUUACAUCAUAAUUUGGCUGAGACAAACGGGUCGUCGAAACAUCUGCACUACACACAUGGCGGUACAUUGACGAGAGAACACACACAAUUACCGCCCACGUCGGGAAACUGGCAUCACCCUGCGGGACCAUACACCGGGUACCACCGCAUGCAACGCAAUUACUUGAAGAUGGCCACCAAAGUCCGUCCCAUCUUGUGCUUGGCAAAUUUCGUCAAUUAGGUCAAGAUCUAAAUACAAAUUCAGUUAAUAAUCUAGGAUUAUCCCAAACCAAUAUCGCCGUCAACAAUGCGGCUGCCCAAAAUGCGGCCAAUGCUGUCGGCGCUGCCCAAAAAGAUGAAUGGUUUGUUUGAGAACGCAAAUUGCUUCUCUACGACUCCUGCAUUAAACUGAAUUUCAAUUUAGAUUUUUAAUCUACUUUAAGACAAACGAUAAAAACAAAUGUAUAACAAAAACUAUUGAAAAAACCAAUUACAAUUAUUUUUGUUAAACAAAAUUUGCACAGCAUUAAAUGAAGACUGUUAAAAAAACUUUUUAAUAACAACAAUUAUUAAGUUUUGGUGGACAUCGCCCAGCAGGGUGUGUUAACAAGAGAUUUACUGUACCCAAAUCUCUUAGGCAAAAAAAAAACAAUUACAAAACAACAUCAAAUAUAAAACAAAAAAUUAAAUAAAUAAAAUUAUUUUCUAAUUAGAACAAAACAAAAUAAUUCAACCUGUAAAUAAUUUAUAAAUAUUUAAUUGAUUCUAUUAAUU